AUGGGCGAUCAAGAGCCAUUACACAUGAGCACAGACGGCCAAGAAGAUUCUCAGACAGAGUUUGACAUUCCCCAUUGGUUGAGCUUCAUUGUUCUGUUUUCCUCGAGUUUAUCGUUUUUCUUCUCACUGGUCUCCAACUCUAACCCGUUCUUGACAAGCAACACUGGGUAUGCGCACGGAGGUGAUAUGUACUCGCAUCAAGUCGAAGCACUUUACUUGAAAGAACUUCUUCAAAGUGGAACUACCGAUCUUUGGUUCGAUGAAUUAACAUUGGGCUACCCUUUCUUUCUUGCCUAUCACCCUCUUCCGUGUCUGCUUAAUGCCAGUCUCAUGAUCUUAGCAGAAUCGUAAGUAAAAUUCUGUUUUAAUUCAAUCCGUCAUGUGGAGAGUUUCAGGGGGCGAGUGGGUUAACAACAGCGAAAAAAAAAUCCUUGAAAAAGGAAAAGACGAUAGAUUAAAAUCAGUGAUAUUCAUUUACUGAUCUUGCAAGUUGCAAGGGAUGACAAAACAAUUUUAUUGUCCAAAAAUCAAAGUCUUUCCUUCAAGUUUUUGUGCGCAGAAGAUUUCGUCCAUUUUAUAAAUUUACAAAAAUUCUUAUUCAGUGUUACGUAACUAAUGUAACUUACGUAACUUUAACUUAAAUUAAGUUGUUCCCUUGACCGGUAACACUCACUUAGACUUUCUCCUGACGUCUGAAUAAAAAGGCGCAGAAUGUUUGUAUAAAGAGACUGUAUAACGUCAAUUAUUAAACCGCAAACCAACAGUGGAACCUUCUUUUGUCCUCUGAAAUGGUGAGAGUGGUUCAAGGUCACUUGUUAAAAAUCCUGACAGUCAAAUUUACUUUAUGUUUUGAAAAACACAGGGAUGUUUUUCUUCAAAUUUUACUUUGGAAAUCUUCCUGUUAGGCUUAAUUCCUUUGAAACAAUUAUCACUUGAUCUGUGCAGUGGCAAUGCCAUGCACGUGGGAAGAUUUGCAGUCAGUUAAAAAGCCUAGUAAGGAUAAUCUGCGCGUGAAGAAUUCAUGAGCGUGGUAAAAUGUAUCGCACCUUGGAUAGAAAGGCCGUGUGUUUAGCUUAUGAGGAAGUGAAAAUUAGUUCCGUGACAAACAACUUUGCACUGGGGACGCAAAGCUGUUAUUGUUUCCAAAGUUAACAGUUUAUUUUGUUUAAUGACUGGAGGGGUUCAUAUCAGCUUAAAAUUGUGUUUGAAGAUUAAAGAAAACUACUCAAAAAUACUAGUUUUGAAAGAAUUCCACGAUAGCUUGAAAUAAUCACGUAUUGGGGUAUAUGGGUCGAAGAAAUUAAACUAUUCUGAUGAUCGCAAUAUCUGUAUAUCUAAUUUGUUGAGCAAAAGCUUUAUUUGUUUGAAUUUUUGGAACCCCUUAAAUUAAAAGACCUCUUACACUGGCAAGAACCCCGUUAAUUAAAAGGCCGCUUACACUGGCAAGGGCCAUGAUUAGUUACAUACAAGACAUUUCAGAAAACAGUGGCACUUAUUGUUGCUUGUCUUCGUUCUCAGACUUUAGCCAGGCCAUUUUAAUUUUGGUCGGUUUCUGUUUUCAGGUGGUCCAACUUGUUUGUCAUGAUUUUUGACUUUGUAAAAUACUAACGUCAGCUGCGCUUUUAUGUGAGGUUUGCCUGUAUUCAAAGCAGGUUGAAACAAAAGUAAAUGUAGGAAAAUCAACUUGUGCAAAUUGGGUAAAAUGUUACCUCAGUGGGUUACAUCGCUAGUGGACUCGUGCAGAGUAAGCCCAGAAUAAAGUUUUUAUGCUAUAAUAAAUAUUUUAUCUACUAAACAAGGGGUGCAAACUUUGGGCAACUCACCCAGUAUAGUCCAAUGGAAGUCAAUUUCAAGUGGUCCCUAAUUGCUCGUGCUAAUCUAUAACAGAAGCUUGAUAAUUCCCGUAACACUCCACUGUAAAUGUAAGCUGUGUGCUGCUGAUACUAGUCAAACCAUGGUCGCAUCCUUGAAGUCCAAACGUGUGCACACCGUUAAAACUGUUUAACAGUUACUAAUGAUUUCCACCGUUCUUGUUAUUAUCCAUCAUUUUCUAGUAAACUUGAACUACGUAGUGGGGUUUUAAUUUUUAACUACCACAUAGUUACAAUUUAGAAAUUAAAUACAAGGAAGGACAUAGACUUUCGUGUUCUAGUUUGACGUUGAAUGUUCUGUAUCGGCAAUAACUGUAAACGUUGAUAUUGCGUUUAAUCUGUACGUCUCUUUGGCACUGAGAGGUCAAGCUAAACGAAAAGCUGAUUGUUUUAAAACGAUUUAAUGCCUUGAAAAAAAAAAAAAAACUUAGGUAAAAAUCAAUUGACAUAGCGCUUGAUGGUUUUCUGAACUGAGGUCUUCACAAACUGCAUGUGCCUCCAUCUUUGACCAUCUUUAGUUAUGCCGGAUUUAAUAUGGUAUUUACGGACAUACGUGCUACUUCAGGUGACGGAACAAAGGUUCGUUCUUAAUCUGGAUCGUUACUAGAACUAUAAACCAAUGCUAGUGUGAAAGAAUUUAAUGCCAGACGCAAGCAGCACUUUCAUUGUAAAACUGUCAAAGCAAAUCAAAAGAAACUCAAAUUGAAGCCCUUUUUUACUUGAUUUUUUUGACUCGAGUAUGGAGAGCAUAAUGCCCACGCGAAGCAAUGAAAAACGUUCGUGUAAGGUCAUCGGCGGUUCAAAAUUAAAAUUCCUAAUAAAACAGUCACCCUAUUUUCAACCUGGAUCUCAAGUGAAAUUUUGGGAGCUUUCAACAUAAAGUACAAUGAAGUGAUGAUACCGUGACUGUUUUUCUGUGAAAUAGACGAGUAACAUAAACCUACAAAUUGCUUACAGAGAAACAUAUAUACUAGAUCUGAAAUUUGUAGUAAUUAAUUACCGUCAUAUAAGAAUUCUUUAACCCUUUUUUAUACUAUAAACUGCGUUACAUUCGACCACUAAGGUAUGUAGAUUUUUCCAAUACCUAAACCAAAAAGUGUUUUUGAGAAUUAACGUCGGUUCGACAGUCGAACUUUCAACGCUUUUAACGAUGGCUCUGUCCUAUUUCCCUUUUGUUAAAGGACAUGUAAUCUUCAAGGUUUGCAGCAAAGUCACUUUUGAUAAAUUUAAAUAGUUGAGCAAAACCGAGGGAAUCUUUACUUAGAUAUGAAGUUGGAAAAUUAAGAGUUUUUAGCCGAUUCUCAAAUGAAGUUUCAUUCCCCUCGAUCCGUCUAGAUGUAUUACGUUGGACAUGACCUAAUUUGUGGGAAACAUGCUUGUUGCGGGUUUCAAACAGGACAAGCGUGCUCUAGUAUUUCAUUAUGGACGCACCAGAAAUUUGUGAUCGUGUACAAAAGGCUUUCAUAGAACACUUCCCAUGCAAACGUGUGCUUAGUUAUGCCCAUUAACUGACCUAUUUCAGCUGGCGACGAUUGAUAAAACAUGGGAUCUCCACAAAAGAUCAUCUAAGAGUCGAAGAACUCUAAGAUGUUUGCUUCCUUGCGCCGGCGGUCAAUAAAUCCCUUGCGGUUUAUAUUUUAUCACCCGCGCUCGACGGACUUUGAAGAGAAAAUAGAGGGUCUGUGAACAGGCUACUCUCAUAUACCAUACACUAGUAUUUGUUGUCCGGUGUUAGUUCUUAACAGCCAUAUGCAACAAUAAUCUGCGAUUCGUCGGAGGCUUUCUUGAACAGUAUCAUGCAGGUAUUGUGAAGGGAGGAACACGAUAGACUACUUGAGUAUAGUAAGCACAGGUUUCGGUAGGACUUGAUAGACGGUUAAUAUCUAUACAAGAUAACAAAAAGCGUGCCUAGUAUGCGUCCUUGUGGAACUCCAGACAAGACUGUUGCCCUUCAAUUAGAUAGACAUCCCUCUAUUACAAGACGUUGAAAAUGACUAAUACCGAGGUAAUUAGUCAACAGCGAGGGAGGAGAACCGAUUAUGCCACUCUUUUUAACUUUAGAUCGACGUGGUUGUGUAAACUGAAUCGAAAGCUUGGUCGAAGUAUAUCGAAGAAGUACUGCAUCAGCAGUUUGUCUUUCGACUAGAGCCCUUAUCUCACAAGUGCAAAAGAUGGAUUAGCCGUUGCGAUGUGUAGGAGUAGCGAGGACGCCAAGCCAGUGUGACUGAAAUGAGUUGAGUCCUAUGAACGCAGAAAUUGAUUGACGUUGUCGAACUUUACUUGGGAUUUUACCAAAAGACCUGUCAGAGAGAUUGAGUGAUAGUUAAAGACUUGUUCCUUUUCGCUUUUUCCAGAAACGGGAAUGUUCUAUGUGAGAAGAUUGAAAUGGGUAAAAAUUUUGCCAGAGAUACAUACAUUGCUGCAGUCUCGUCGCGAAGAGAUAUCGGCUGAUAUGCCACGGGACCAUGGGCUCCCAGUCCACAAAUGUUUAAACCACUGAGCAAUUUGUCUACACCUUUAGAACGAACCAGGACUAGAGGCGACUUGAUGUCUGUAAGGUUGGAGUCCAUCUUAAUGAAACUUUUGUGACGAACUUGUUGAAUAGCUUUGAAGCCUUGUGGAAGCCGCAGUUACUUUUUGGGCGCUGUUGAGCGACUUUUCGUGUUGUCUGAAUCUUGACUUUGUCUUUGAGUUUGAGAAUUUGUCACGAACCAAAAUGCUUUUGUGUUCUUACAUAUCAGUCAUUGACUGAGCUUGUUUUAUGCUGUAGCUUUUCGUGAGCUCGUAUUUUGCUUUGUUUCUAUUCAAGUUGAACUCGCGAGUUUUCAGUCGCCUAUGUUUGUUCAUUGGCAAAUUUGAAAUAAGUUGAAUUUCCACUAAACUGUCAAGGGAACGUAAAUAAGAAUGAGUUGGAAGCAGAACUAAAAGUAAAUUAGCAUCUAUUUGUUGCUUGCAUGAUAGGUAGGUACUCUGUUUGUUAUAUUGUAGUAGCCCAAUGGCUUAAUUGUGAAAAGCGUUACGUAAGUUAGGAUAUCGAGACAAUUUUCUGACAGGAAAAACACACACUAGGCCAUUGUAAAAGGACAAAAAUUGAAAUAUGUGGUGGCUAAAACUUUCAGUUGCAAAUUUCUAUAUAUAUCACUGUUCUUUAGUUUGUCUUGCUUUCAGGGACUUUGAAUUUAUGCUUAGUCCAUAGUUUUUAGCGGAACAUUCGUUUCGUUGAAGCAUUAAGUGGUGCGUUUGUUACUUGAAAAGUGUUGUGUUUGAUGAUAGACCUCCGUCUGACAUUUAAAAACCAACUUUAAUUCUUGAUUUUUUGUAUUAUUAUAGUUGUUGUACAGCAAUUAGUAGAUAAGGAAUACUGCUGAAUGUCGUAAUCAGGAAAAAAGGGGGUAAAAAUUGCAAUUCCCCAACCGAAAUUUAACCUCUAAUCUUUUAGAUUUUUUGACUAUUUUUGUGAAAUCGCAGCAUUCCAGCUGGUGAAUAAGAAAGGUCACCAGUUUUAUUCCCGCUCCUGACUCAGGAUUUCCUUCUUUUCUUUUAAGAGCUCGACUUUGACCGUACUAUUCUUGAUUUAUUGAGGCUAAAAUAGACUUUGCAUCAGAAGAGUCUUAUAUUCAGGGUCGCAUACCUGUUUAACAGCCUAUGGUUUCCUCCUUUCUUGUCGCGGUUAACCUUUAUUUUCGAGUAAACUUCAACUACGUAGACUCUUGCAGUGCUCCAAACUCAUCUUUUACAAAUGAAGUCGCCUCUUGGCGACCUGAAAUUAUGCACUAGUAGUCAGAAUGCAAUAUUACAUGAAGGUUCUGAAAUAUUUUACAUGGCUGCCAAGAAUUGUAGAUAUCGCAAUGGGAUUUGGAGUUGCACACGACAUUUCAAGGUAGGCUUCAUAUCUUUUCGACAACCAGGGUGAAAGAGGAGAUUUAUGGAGAAAACAGCGAGUAAAUAAUAUUUCGUGCAAAUUUCUAGCUUACUUUCACUUUAGAACGAUCAUAAACAUUAACUAAUUCACUACAGCUUGGCACAUGACCGCCGAGCACAGGUCGCCGAAGUGGUGAAUUUUACUGCAGUUUUAGUUAUUAACUUGCCAUUACAAUUUUCGCGUUCUAGUUUAAAGACGAAUUUUCUCACACAGAAAUAGAUAUGAACUUUUAUAAUAUUGCGUGUAAUCUGUACGUUUCUUUGGUGGGAAUGAGUGGUCUGCAAACUAAGCGACAAGUUGACUGUUUUGAAACGAAAUAAUACUUUGUUAUUGUAAAAAGGUUAACCUUGGCUUAAAAUCACUUGAAAUAGCGCUUAAUGGUUUUCUGAACUGCAGUCUUCACAAGCUACAUGGGCUUCCAUGUUUGACCAUGUUUACUUUUUCCGGAUUUAAUAUGGAUUGAGAUACGUUGUACUGAUGUAGCGAACAAACGCUCAGUGUUUUACUGAUCUCAACUAGAACUUUGAACUGAUGCUUGUGAAAGAAUUUAAUGAUCGUAGAAGUAGUUUAAUCUAUAGAGACUCCAGACGGAAGCCCCUUUCUUGUGUCGUGAGAAACCUCCAUUUUUUCUUCCUUGACGUACUUGAAUUUCGAUGCAAAGUGAAUACGUGCUUCUAAGGUCAAAAGUGGCUUAAAUUUGAAAUUCUUGUUACGGUAUUUAACAUAACAAUCGCUUAUUUUCAAACUGGAUCUCAACUGAAAAUCAGAAGUUUUGAACUUAAAUACGUAUGAAAGCGUUUAAUGUACUACAAAACACUUUUAUUGUAAACUUAUCGAUUAAAGCAAAUCUAUAGAAACUUAUCAAAAACCUCUCUUUAAGAUCGGGCUUGUCGUGAGAAACCGCCUUGUUUUCCUUCUAAAUUGCAGUUUAACAUCCACGCGAAGGAAUGUAUGAUUAUUUGCGUGUGAGGUCAUCAGCGGCUUGCGGGUGGAAUUCUUUGAUACGUAACUGCUUCCGUUUUGGUUUUCGCGCCUAAAACGGGCGAUUUCGGUGGCAACGUUCGGGCAACUUGCCACGUUGCAAAACUAUGAAAAUUCUUAACCUCCGUUUUGGGACAUAAUUCGUCGUCUUAAUUGUUAAGAGAAGUAGAACUCAGCCGGGGUUUCUACUUAAGGCACUGUUUUUCGUCCAAUUUUUUUUUCCUUUUGGAUGACGAGCUACACUUUUUUUUUCUAGCUUGAGGAACUUAUCCUAUAAGAAAGACAACAAACUUACCUAUACCACAGAUACCAGAGCUCCAAAUAAUUUAUCUUUCUUGAAAGGACAGAUGUCCGGCUAAGUCACCAUUUGGGUCAGACGAAACAAAAAUAUGUCGAACUCAAUCAACAGAUUGCGCGUCUUUAACGAAAACUGUGAAUGAAAGGCUUGGUUAUUCCGCAAAGUAGGGAACAGAAGUGAUGACGUCACAAAAGCUAAUUUUGUGAAAUUAUGGGAUAGGUUGGCAUGUCCAGAAAGAACAAGAUGAGAAAUGUUCACUUGCCAAAAAUCAGCCUGUCAGUCAGGAAAUUGGCGGAGAGAUUUAAGCAUUGUUAUGCUCCAAUGACUACACUGGAGUCAUAGCAUAAAGGUACUUAUAUGUCCCCGCCAAUUUGCACAAGAUGGCUGAUUUUUAGCAAGGGGGGUGUUUUCACCUAGUUCUUUCUAAAUAUGCUAUCCAGUCUCAUAAUUUCACAAAUUUGAAUUUUUGGGACGUCACACUUCUCUUCUCUAUGGUAGUCUUUGAUAUUAACUUUCUCAGGACCAUAGUUAUGAUUUCGUGAGGCAUGGGCCAGUUUUAGUUAAGCAUUAUCCGAUGAAGGACACCGACUGUUAUUUUCAGCCCUGUAAAAUCCUGCCCAAGGAAACUACAUUAUGGAACAUGUAUACAAAUCAAAUAAAUGAUGCCAAGUUAAUACAUGUUUCAGUAACUUGAAAUGGGAGAGGGAACUUCGUGGUCGCGUGAACGACUUAUUUUCGGAGGUCACAAACAGAUAACCUUUAUUGGCGAAAAGUAAAUAUUUUUUAACUCGAGACUUGAAAACGUCAGGGCAAGCCUUCCUCUUAGAUGCGGCUACAAAACGUAUUUUAAGAGUUAAAACUCUUUAAAAUGUGAAACCUAGAGCAAAUUUUUAAGGCGGAAUUGAGUAAAAUAAUCGAGAAAAAGUGCUAAGUGUGAGAUAUUUGGCUAUACUUUUGCGUCACCACCUUCAUCAUUUUCGCCCGAACGACUGUCAAGCAUACGAUAACUGAGAUACUUGCUCCUCUUUCUGAAGGUUUAUCUCGCCUUUGCUAAUGUUCCGUUGGAUGUUUGUUCUUCUUCUGUCAUUGAUGCCCUGGUCGUGGUUCAUUGGUCUGCGUAAAUUAAGGAUGACCCGUCUCGAGGCGACGUUAGCAGCCCUCUUUGUGCAUUCAAUUCACAGCUGGCGUAAGUUUGGUUUGGAGUUGGAAGCAUUUCACGAGUAUGGUCUCUUUACUCAAGCUUACGGAAUGGCCAUACUUCCUCUCGCAGGUAAUCUUUUAAUCUCCUUGAUCUUUUUCAUUGUAUUGAGAGUACAGUCAACUCUCUGUGGCCGUCUAACCCAGCUACCCUUUUCGUAACCUAAAGUUAACACUAACGUCUUACUUAGGGCAAACGUUUGGGUUAGGGGAGGGCUAGGUAGAAGCAGUUUCCAGAAUCUCAUUCAAAGCCUCUGCCUUAUACAGAGUUAACGAAAAGGACAGCAGGGACCAGCUCUAGGUGUCUGUUAAGAGAGAGUUGUCAGUAGGCCUCCCUUCCCCAAAUCAAGAAAAUGCAAAACGGCGUGUCUUGGCCUUCGCACUGACCUUCAUCCUUCUCGCCGAUGUUGCACAUUAGACUGGUGCGCAAAUUGAGAACCCCCUUUCCCCCACUUCAAGGGUGGGAACAUGGCGUUUUUGCCUUCGUAUGGCUUCUUCCUACUUGCCGAUUGUGAACGCUAGAUCCUUGCGUAAAUUUAGACCUCCCCUCUUUCCAAAAUCAAGGAGAGCUUUUUUAAAAUGUUUUCAAGUUGUGUCCUGUAGACGACUAGAAUUCGCUCUUGAAUAAGAACUGUAUAUUAUGCUGUCCAUGUACUCCGCGUUAAGUACGCGAAGAAAGCGCAGGAAAACGAACUAGUUUGAGCUUUUAACUCUGAAUGGUUGGGGAAGUGACGCGAAUAAGCCAAUAAUUAGCAAUAAUUGGACGCGGCUGAGCAAAAUAUCGUGAUUUGCCAGUGGCGAGCUAAGGCAAAUAAUUGAUCUGCGAUCACCAAAUUUGUUUUUUAAUGAAUAUUUUCGGGAAAUAAGCGAAGCGAUCUGCCAUUUUUCACGCAAGAGUGAUUGCAAGAAGGACGAAAGCGUGGUUUCGUUUACUCAUGCAGAAGCCAAACACAGUUGGACGACAUUGCGCAUGAGCAGACCAUUAUUUGUAGGUAGUUAUUUGCAGCUAGGUCACGUCGUGGACUUUCGGCUAAUGAAAAGGACCAAUCGAAUGAUAAUAACAGUAAGGAUCUAUUCAAUUACAAGACGAAGAAAAAAGAAUAAACGUGUCAUACAGCCAAGUAAGGAUUUAAGAGUGUAAGUGACGGCUUGCUGUAGUUCUCUCUUGAUUGCUUGGCUGAGUUAGAGGUUUUGACCUUGUUUCUUUACUACUUACGAAAAGUUUUCGAAAAAUCCGGUUAGAAAGUAAACGGAACAUGACUUUUCGGGUCGUUUCGGUGUAAAACGUCUGGGAGUAACGGAACUUCUAAAAAGGUAGUCCUGUUUUCCCGGUUGGAAUGUUCCAAACGGAAAUCCGUGUUCCAUUUCCUCAAAGCCCAUCUUUGAUACCAGUUUCAGCCUUUCGCGGCCGUUUUUUCGGUAAAUGUAACUGAUUAGUGCAAAUGGCAAACACAAUUCCGGGAUCAAAUUUCAGGUCUUGAAUUUUGAUUAACAUUUGCCCAAAACGUGAACCAACCGUUUUGCCCAUGUAAAUGGUAUACAGACAGAAAGAAAAUACAAAUAUUGCAGGCCACCUUCGUAGGUGCAGCUUUAAAACGCUCUAAGUGUUUACAUAUGAGACAUAGAACUAGUCUUUUGGGCAAAUGUGAGUUAUUUGGCUAAAGGUUUGAAAGGCCCAUGUUUGAAAAGAUAAGGAGAGAACCGAUAUGGAGGUUCUUAACUCUUUAAACCCUAAGAUCAAAAGGUGAAUUCUCAUUUGUUGCCCCUAUUCAUAUCCUACAGAAGUAGUGGGGGGAAAUUGAUAAAAUAUCAAGUAAAUUCAUCUUGUGUGAUCAUGUCCGUAAUUCUCAUGACCACUCUGUUUUACAAAGCAUUGAUAUUAUAAGAAGAAGUUUUAUGCUGAUCACUCUUAGGGCUUAAAGGGUUAAAUUGGGUAUCGUUGAGUAUUGUGAGUAGUAAACAAAGGAAAUAAAUGUACUUAACUUGUAGCCAUUGGUUUGUUUAUUGGGUGUCUUCCCGCAUCUGAUAUAUGCAUUUAAAUCCUCAUAUGCAUCCGGUUUUUUCCCAUGGCUCGGCGCAGUUGUCUCGGUACUGUUUUUCCCUGCAAAGCAUUAAUUCUUAACAUUAUUUUCAUACUGUUUGUUUCUCUUCAGUUGGAUUUUUGUAUCAAUAUGUACUCUACAACAGUGGUUCAAGAAGCGGUACGAUCCUUCUCAUCGUCUUCAACUUCACCGCGAAUGCAUUCUUUGGUGUCUACCUCGGCAUUGUUACUGGAGUUACUCUGCUAAUAGGCGUGCUUUCAAACACUAACCCACUGAGAAAAAAGCUCUUCUCGCCUUCAAUCUGGCGAGCUUUUUACGUGCAUUUUCUAAGCGUCGCAUUGCUCUCUUGGUGGAUAAUUCCGUUACUUAAUAACUUUGACUACGUGGGCGGGCUUCCGUGGAAGAGUGAAAAUGAGCAUGGCCACAGUUUUGAGUUUGUCCUCAGAAGUCUUUUGUCCGGCGAUUUGUUUGACCACGAAAGGAAAAUUCCAUUUAUCACCUUGGGAUUUUUUGCGGGGUUUGCUUGUGUUUGUUCCACGCAACUUAAAGACAUUGGUCACCUCACAAAACGGCAAACACUUUUGAUUUGGCUUGUGUUAUUAUUUUCUGUCACCAUCUUUUUGUUUCUUGGCAGAACAUUUUCUGGGCCGUUAUACAACUUGAUUCCUUUUCACAAAGAGCUCGAAGUUUUUCGCUACAUAAUUGGACUCCAAUUUUGCGGAUUAUUGCUCAUGGCCGUGACAUUAGCUCGCAUUCUUUACUUUCUUUGCGCGUCUUUGUGUAGAAUAUCAAAGGCAUAUUUUCAAAGCAAAAAUAUCUUGAUUGUUCUUAUGUUAGUAUUUCCGCCUAUUUAUCUCAGUUCUCAGCUUCAAUAUAUCAAUGCACGUUUCUCCAUGAUUGAGAUUGAAGGGUUUUCUGACGGACUGGAGAAACUGAAGGCUUACCCGAAAAACGGACGCUUGCUUGCAUCGAAAGUUUUAGGUGAGUUCACUUUCUUGGCAAGUUGUUUCGCAAAGAGAAUCUCUUAUAAGAGGGUCCGAAAAAACUGGACUAGUGACACAUUUGCAGCCUCCCGCGAAGGAAAGACGCCGUGAGAUUCUAGUUAUGGAAAUGGCACCUUAAUGCCCGGCGUCGACUUGGGUGCCGUUUGUCUUCACCACUCCCAUAUUCCUUCUGGACGUUAAUCUUUUCCGCUUGAAACAUAUUUUUAUAGGCGAAGUUCGCCUUUAGUCACAAAACUCAUCUAGAGGGCCCACGUCGAAAAUAUUAUUUAUUUAAAAAAAUACAUUAAAUAGUGGUUUGUCAAAAAGGGCAGUAAAAAAAAGAAGAUAAAAGGAGUGCAAACGGGUGUAACGCACGUUUUUCUGUAAAAUAUUAUUCAGAUAUAAAAGACUGGAUAUGAAGAGAUAAAAUGAUUGUCAAUAAGAGAUACUUCAACAGUAACAUCUGUCUCGACUGAAUAAAACAGCCUGCAGUCUACAGAAUCAGGGUAUAUUGGCAUUUUACUACUGCUAGAGUGGUUGUUUGCAAACAAAUCCGCGUCAAUAUUUGUCUUUUUGACCUAUGCUUAUUUACUGUGUACACAGAGAGUCAACUUAACUAAUCAGAACUAAAGGCAAAUGUAUGUAGCCAGGGCGAGGCGUGCGAAAAAAUGUCUAUGUAAGUCACAUGUGGUAAAAUAGUGAAUGGUGCCACUGGCAUCCAAAGCGCAAAGCGGCAAGUAGGAAAAGGGAGCGCUUCGCCCAGUAGCCAGUCAGCGUUGAGUAUUUGCAACUCGUGACCGAUUUAAUUCAAUCAGCGCUUGAGAACAUUCUAGUGCCGUCAGUGACUUAUACCAUAUUAGUCACUCUAGCGUCACCGAAAUUUUCUCGCACUUUCAUUGGGCGAAAUCGUUCACGUGCUCCAAAUACUCAAUGCUGAUUGGCUCCUGGGCGAAGUGGCCCCUUUUCUUCUCAGGCAGACACAACAGGAAGUUUUCCAAGACAAACGAGACUUGCUCGUGUCAAUUAAAAGCUUCAAACUGGGUUAAACGCUUUACUCUCUUUGUUUGUUUGUUCUUUACAGGGUUAAGUGGCGCUUGGGACUUGUCUCUUAUACCUCACCUCAGCAAAAAGCCUGGUAAAGUCGAAGAAUUGUUAUUUCUUUUGCAGUAAUGUUUGUAAACGCUUUUUUCCUGGAGUCCGACCGUGAAUUUUUUGUUUGUUGUAGCUUGAAUUUGAUAAGUCUUUGAAUAAAGGCUGCUGAAGAUUUCUCUCUUUAGGUGAUCAUUACCGCGUCUGUACAAGGUGUUUCUAACUUAUUAGUCAGCGAAUAAAUGUCUGAACGGUUUAGGCGAAUCUUUGAAGACGUCAUUGUUUACAUUUUUGCUCAUUAACAUACGUAUUUAACCCAUAGAAAGCGUGACCGUAUGCACAAAUAUAAUUCAAAAGUUGAAAGAGUUAAUUUAAGCAAUUUCUGCAAUUUUCAACCUUUUGCAAGCAAUAGCAAAGGAAGUAACCGCAAUCGAAAACUGCGAAAUUGCCGGGUGGCAAAAACGUUAAUGAGCCCAUACAUUGUUUGUUUUUAUUUUCGAGGUUUUCAGAGAUACUUUCUCCGAGAGUUCUUUCAAUAUUCAGAGAGAUUGUUUUAAUAGCUUGAUCAGAGAAUGAAAGGGCAUGACAUAUUAAUAAGUCAAAAAACAAAGAUUCGCCUAUAACAAUGUACAAUGAGGCUCUUAACUGUGAGUCUGUGGUUGAAAACCUGCCGUCUGGGAACUGUUUUUUUUUUUUUAAGCAUUUUAUUACACAAGGUGAUUUUAUUUUUUAUUCUGGAGUUGAAAUCUUGCAAAUCAAAACUACGCAGUAGCAAUUCUAUGCAUAUUAGUGAUGAUGAUUGUUCUGUUCUCAACAAAACAAACUACUGAUGACAAAACUCGCUACGCUACACAUCCGGAGCUUUAACUCGCCUUAUUAUAUGGCUCAGCGGGCAACAUGAAGCGAAUGCUGCCUCCUGAUUGGUUACCCGAGCGGGAACUAUGAGCCUAUCUUGCCCACACGAGAUCUUCCACUUCAAAUGCGCGGGAAAAACGUACUCCUUACUCCUAGCUAUAUAACAAAUCCAUAUUCAUGUAAUAUAUCUUAUAUGUUCGGAUGCCUUAGGGGAACUAUGGUCGUCUCGAUAGUUUGGCCAAGUGGCUAUCUCGUCUCAUUCGAAACUGUUAACUACCCUGAUGGGUUCGGUCGAAAGUUCGAGGGCAUUCAGCAGCAGGGGGAGUUUUUUCUUACACUGAAAUUUUCAGGAGAAGUAAACGAAAUAUCUUGAUAAAAUGUCAAAAACACAACCUCCGAAAAUCGUUGGUAAGUUACUAUAAGUUAAAAAGCUCCGAAAGAAUUGGAAGAGCGGAACUAUUAUCCAGACUUUAUUAGCCUUUCUCGAGCUUUAAUAAUUUCUCGGCAAUAUUCAGAAUAUUUGCUCCUUGGAACGGUUAUUUUAUAGAAAAAAUUCAUUGGGUGCCCCUGACCCAUAUUUGUGGCAUAAACUUUCUUUUUUUUCAAUGUCAAUUGUCGUAUUGCACGUCUAAAAGCUAAAUGCAAAUUUUUCUAUGCAACGCCCGCAAUGUACACAGUUGUUAAAAGUACGGCCAUUUUAGGAAUUGAAUUCCUCGGGAGACCUUCAGAGACUCGUAACAGCUGUGCCCAAUGUAUUUUGGCAUAGUAGAAAGCCUAGUUUACCCAUUUCAUGGGCGUAUUUAGGGGUGGUGACCCGAGGGGGGUCGCGUCCGCCAUUUUCUUUAGAAUUUUGUAUUAUUUUUAAAAAUAAUUCUCAGGAAAAUAAAUAUUACCUACAUACAUGUAGCUGGCAAUUGUUCCGACCCACCCUCUCUUUUUGGGUGUAUGCCCCUGGGUCUUGUCUUUGUCUUGUCAGGCUUCACAUUCGUUCAUGUGGAUUUACAUCUAAAGGUACCGAAGGGAAAAAGGCAUUUUAGCCCAGCAUAUUUAAGAGCAUAUUGAACUUUUAGCAUAACUUUGAGCGUAUCAGUACCUUCGUCAGUGAUCCCGAAAAACAUAAUGAUCGAGUUUUCCAGCAUAAGCCGUGAGACCCCUCCAUUGAGUUUUGAUAUUUCAAUCAUUUUUAAUCGCUAAAUUUCUUGUGACUAUCUAUCGUUACCUAGCUCCAACUUAAACCCCCGGAAUCUAAAGUCUGUCCGAACAUAUUUUCGGGACGUUUUUAAUUUAUUGUCUCCUACUGAAUUUCUGGGUGUAGGCACUAACUACGAUGAUUAUUUUGGGGUAUUAUCCAGUGGCGGAUCUAGGGGAGGCCCGCCCCCAACCCACCUUAUUUUUAGACCAAAUGGAGACCGCCCCCGCUUUAUCUCAGGGUCUGGAUGACCGCCCCCCCCUUAUCUAAAAGUCUGGAUCCGCCACUGGUAUCUAUUCAUUAAGCCUUUGACUCCCAAUAUUCUCCCAGAAUGAAUGAUGGCGUCCUGCAAUGUGGUUUUAAAUUUUGAGUCUGUGGACAAAAUUGAAUGGUGUGACCAUUCACGUGAAACCUCUUCAGCAAUAGUUCUAUUUGUUUUUCAUCACUUCACAGAAAUGGAAUUUUGACUAAAACAAUGGUUCUUAAAAACUCCCUUCCUACCAACCGACGGUUGUCUAUUGCCAUUUGUUUUUAGGGAUUGUGACCUAUUCAAGAGGCUAUCACGAUACCUUGUCUCUGUACUACCUGGAAGAGAUGAAUCCAUCCCUGGACUCCACUCCCUGGCUCCCAGAUCUCUUGCGUCUUUACAACAUCCGCUUCGUCACUACAUCCGGGAUCGAAGUUCCUCGACAUUUCUUGCGUCACUGUGAGCUGAGGUACCUGGCCACGAUAGGUGCGAUGGAGGUAUUCGUAAGAGAGCCCCAAGAGGAUUAUGGAUAUUUUGACUUUACAUAUGUUCUGGGCGUUGUUUCAGGAGACCUGAAAGGCAUGCGAUGGGCUGUGUUAAAAACCACUCGGCUUUUUACCAAUAGGAUACUAUUUGCCAUAAAUCCAUCUUGUGAACUUGCGCACAAGGCUUUGUUCAAAAUUGUAAUUUCAGAUCACAACGCAAACGCUGGUCUCAUUCACAGGUUAACAUCCUUUGAACAGUUUGAAACAACAUGGUAUGUUAAUGGAAGAAAGGCUUCCGAAGAAAGAUUCUUUGCAGAUGUGAAAUUCGGUCGCAAUCCACCACUGCUAAUGUCAAGAGUUCUUUCCGAGAAAGCGGAGCGAAAUUUGUACUCUGCUCAAGUUGAAGUGGCCGAGGAGACUUGGAACCAAGUAUGUCAUCAUUUUUUAUUCUCCAUUAUGUAAUGCUUUUGGUCAUGGGGUGGGAGUGGGGUAGGAAUUUUUGUCCUCCUUCAUCCCUGAAAAACGUUUUUUCUGUACUGGUAAGUGUUUUUAGAAGGAAAUCCUCAGUCCAACCCAUAACCAUUUAAUCUAGCAUUUUUGACAGAAAAGGUAUCCUUCUCAUUUACCUUCCUUUGGAAAAUGCUACCCUUUUCACACAAUCACAUUUCUACUAACAGGAAGUCUUCUUCUUAUCAUUUUCAUGAUAAUGAUUUUAGAUACCUAAAUGACAAGUUCCCCUACCCCUUCAUAUACCUGAAUCCUUAAAAACUUACCCCUUUUGGGCGAAGUCUCUCUAGUCCAGGCUACAAGUAGGGAGUAUUAUAGAGGGUAUCUGCCUGGGUUUUAACGUUCCACUGUCUGGUUUAAAUCCAUUCAUCUCGCUAUCCAUACAAUAGGUACUGGGCAAUCUCCUUCCUAUUCAGCACAAAGUUUUCUUAACUUUUCUUCUUUGGGAAAACUUUUGUGUGUGUGUUAGCAGUCUCAUUUGCCCCCCAUAUGGUGAGUUCUUGUUAAACUAUGGUUACAAGCAAAACUUUUCAAACUUUAUUCCUGGGCUUUAGAUGAUCGACCACUACAUGCAACCCGAUGUCAAAUGUUAGGUUAUCAGUUUGGCGGGAAAUCGUAUGGCUACCCGCGUCUUAUGAAGCAAAGGCAACUAAAGAGUCAAUAUUAAAAAGACGAAAAAGGAAAAUGUUUCUGUGUGUUGUCUGAUAUAUCAAGCUUAGAUUAAUUGUCAUGCCCACAAUCUGGAAUAUAGAGAAAGGCGGAGAAAGAUGGAGAAAACAGAAAGUAGGGCGACAGGCCAGCAAAGCUCAACGAGGGAAAGAACUAGAGAGAGAGAGAAAAAAGCAAAGGAAACAUUUUUUGUUCGAGGAACAACGUGAAAUUUUGUUGCAGCGGUGAGAAAAUGAGAAAUGCUUGCUUCCACCAGAGUAAACAUGAGCGACGUGAAAAACAAAAAAAAAAUUGAACAAGUACACGUACAACAUUUCCUCCAUUUAACGGGUAACCAGGAAGUUUCUGGAAGUUUCACGUUGUAGUCGUGCAAAACAACGGCAAAAAAAAUGUAAAAAAACGUGUGCUGCACGUGCAAAUUGUUUUCUUGCAAAUAAGACCUAUUGCUGUUUUUUUCACCGUUCUCGUUUCCUAGAUUGAGCAAAAUAUAAAUGGUAUCGACGGCUUCGCUUUUAGCACUGGCUAAAUCUAUAUAACAAAAGUUAUUACAAAUUCAUAGAUAAAAAUCUAUUUAAAAUAUAUUAAAAGCCCUAGGCUUGGGUGAAAACUGUUCUAUACAAUGCUUUAAAAUGAUAAUAAUACUUGUCUUCUUAAUUUUUCCAAUCACAUUUGCAAUUUUUGCUCCGCUAAAAUCAGUGAGCCUCAUCAAUGAAUAAUACAUUUUUUUGUUUUAUUCCCCCACGCGUCAUAGCCAAGUAUGAAUCGUAAUAUAUCGAAAGUGGUCUAUUUUAUCCAUCCUCGCCAUAUUGUGUCGUUGCUGUGUCAUUCAGACCUUUUCUCAAUAUAUUGAAACCUUCGCUCAACUUGGUGGCCAGUUCUUGAUGUUUGAAUUUGCCUAAAUUCCGUCACACAGCUUUUUAAAGUCUCUCUAAGUACUUUUCAUUAACAGUAAGAAGUGAGAGUUCUUAGUCUUGAACUGUUGUAGUCCAAGCAAAACUCAACCUGACACGGAAACGACGUUGCUAACUUAAUCCUAUUUUGUUUUAGAACUUGUACAGAACCGAACACCUCCUCAUAAAAGUCACUUACCAUCCUUAUUGGAGAUGCUCCUUCCGUUCAACACCUGAUGACUCACGUGACCAGUCACGUGGAUGGCACUCUCUUACGAUACACCACGUGACGCCAAACCUGAUGAGCGUAGUGCUGCCUCCCGGAAAGCAUGAGGUCAUUUGCGAGUAUAAAAAUCCUUUUUAUCAGAAAGUCGGUUUUGGGUUCUUUAUUGUGCUUGUUCUUGCCAUGAUUACGCGGGAACUAUGCAAAUUUUUGAAAUCUGUAUAGCAUAGAUUUGACUGCUUUGUUUUGUUUUGUUGCGGUUACGUUUUUAUGACUGGCGGAUUUAUUAUGUGUUGUACAAGUUGGUCGUGUUAGUGACCUUUAGAUGUAGCUAGCCAAUAAGGACUAUUAGUAAUGGUUCGAAAUGGUAAUAGGACUGAGUAAAGUACUAUUCAGGAAAUAAUCAGGCUAGUAAUUUAAAAUCGGCCGAGCGCGUAGCGCGAGGACAAUAGGGACUUUAAGAUCCAACGACGAGGACGGCAA
Porites lobata is the source of this 17931-nucleotide messenger RNA. The record is from the annotation of a GenBank genome assembly. Lineage: Eukaryota; Metazoa; Cnidaria; Anthozoa; Scleractinia; Poritidae.